AUGAAGCUAUCAUUCCCUCUAUAUGAUCCGUCAACAUACAGCGACACAGCCGCAACACUGACCACCCUCGUAAUAGCUGUAACUGAAGGCUGCACCAGCUCAUUUCCACAGAUGGACAUGGACGAAAGAAUCGCAACACUGACAGCUGUUCAAGUAUGGGGAGCUCUCAGAGGAUUGGAGACGUUCAGCCAACUGAUCUACCAGCCUACAAAGAACAAGUACCGCGUUCGGACUGUAUCAAUUGCUGACUCUCCGCGUUUUCCACAUCGAGGAGUAAUGAUCGACUCUUCCCGACACUUUCUUCCAGUUGGAAUCAUUCUCGAAAACCUCGAUCUCAUGGCACAAAACAAGAUGAACGUCUUGCACUGGCAUUUGGUGGAUAGCGAAUCGUUCCCAUACACGUCGCUCAAAUUCCCAAAUAUGUCUCUCCUGGGAGCUUACACGCCUGCUCAUAUCUAUUCCGUUGACGACAUCAGGAAAGUGAUGGACUACGCACGCUUGAGGGGGAUUCGUGUCGUUCCAGAAUUCGAUACACCAGGUCACGCUGGUGCAUGGGGCAAAGCGUUUCCCAAUUUGCUUCCCGCUGUGCUACAACUCAAUGGGAUUCAUAGAUGA
This is a messenger RNA of Cooperia oncophora, 615 nucleotides long. Lineage: Eukaryota; Metazoa; Nematoda; Chromadorea; Rhabditida; Trichostrongylidae. The record is from the annotation of a GenBank genome assembly.